AUGGAGGUGGACACGUGCGACGCGUGCGCGGCAUCAGCCUCGGCGUUCCACGACGCGCUCGAGCACCGCCGCGCCAAGCUGCACGCGAGGUACGGCGACGGCGGCGGAUCCCUGAGUCAGAACCCUCCCCGAUACCUGAGGUUCGGCGACUUCCCGGACGCCCCGGCCGCCGCGAGGGAGGCUGUCCAGAAAGCGUGCGGACCCCGCGGGAGAUGGCUCCGAUUCUCGAUCAAGUCCGUGGGCGUCGGCGACGGCGAGGGCGGCGGCCUCGCCUUCCUCGCCCUCUCGGGACCCGGUUUGGACGCGGAACACAUUCCGGGGAUUCAACGACCCGCAGACGAGGCAGACACCAAGGCGCUCUCCACGCACCUCCGGCGGAUGUGCGUCGCCGAGGCGGAGCGGAUCGGCGUGGAAAACCUCAUCGACGCUUUCGACGAGACUUUCGACUCCGGAACGACUCCGGAACGACUCCAGAACGAUUCUGGAACGUCCGACGAAUCGAACGACGAGACACGAACGACGGGGGACGAUCCCGCCGCCGCGUUCGCGGCGAGGGUGUGCGUCGAGGGCUGGCCGGGGGGAUCCGACGGUACCGGUGAGUCACCGCCCGGUGAGUCACCGUCACCUACGAUCCGAGACCCGCCGUGUCGACGCGCUCGGUCGUCGCGUAAGGCGAGGGCGCUCGCCGCGGCCGCGGAUGACGCCGCCGCGCUCGACCGUCGGUCCAACGCGGCGCUCCGCGACGUCGAACGGACCAAGGCGUCGGCGGCUCGGUGCGGGGCGCUCGCGGCGGAGGCUGGACGGAAGAUGUCGGAGGCGGCGCGGGGCGUCGGUAAGGACGGCGCCGCGUACGUCAUCGGCGGCGACACCGACGCGUCGUUGGGUCUGCAACCGUCCGAGAUGUCCGCGGUACGAUCGUGCGCGUCCCUCGCCAGGGCCCUGAUGCAGCGCGGCAGGGCUACCGCCUCGGCGGAUGUUAAAGACGUUAACUGGGUUGACGCGGUGGCCGACUACGACCUCGCGGCGGUCGCGUGGCCCGCGUACAAGGCGGAGGCGGAGUACCUCGGCGCGAGGGCGUACGCCAGGUUCGACCACCCCGGCGGGUUCGCGUCCACCGACCCGAACAGCGACGAGACGGUGGGGGUGGACAGGCACGCGCGGUUACUCCGAGCGAGUCGACGCGCGGCGAACGCUGUCAAGUCGGACGCGACUGACCCGGAUGCGAGGAUCACCUUCGCCGACGUCGCCGCGCUCGUCAGGGAGGACGCCGACGCGCUGGAGCAGUACCGGUACGCGUCGGGGUUGCUUCCGCUCGCCGGGGAACGGUCCGCGGCGGUGGCGACGUCGAGGGCGGCGGCGUCGUCCGCGGUGGCGCACCAAUUCGCGACGUACCUGCGACAGAUGGAGAAGUUUGAGUCUUUGGCGGAGAAUCGGACGCUGGUGGCGAAGAUGGCGGAGACGAGGAUUGAGGCGGAGGUGCUCGGUAGGAAGAGGUCGUUGCAGGCGGCGGAGGAUAUCCUCGCCGCGCUGACGCAGGCACCCACGCGGCGGAGGCACGUCGCGAUGGCGGCCGCGGCGGUGGUGUACAGCGCGUGGAUGGCCGAACCGGUGGACGUGCGCGCCGCCGAGGCUGGACCGACCAUCGGCGCCGAGUGCGACGACGACAGGCCGCCGGUCGGGUGCUACGGGGUGAUGCUCAACCACGCCCGGAACAUGAUGGAGCUGGAGCUGUGGGAGCUGGCGAGGCAGGCUGCUCACUACGCGGUCAAGGCGAAGGGGGAGAAGUGGAAGAAGAAGAAAGACGCGGGCGAGAUCAUCUCGGAGGCUGAGAGGAAGAUGGAGGCGGCGGUUGGUGGGUCGAGGUCCGCCGCGGACGCGAACGCCGGCAAGCGCUGGCGGGAAAAGGUGCGGGAGCAGCUGCGCGCCUCAGGUGCGGAAAAUCUGCACGCGGCGAUCCACCAGGACCUCCACGACGAGCACGACGAGCUGUGA
Molecule: messenger RNA, 1992 nt
Organism: Micromonas commoda
Lineage: Eukaryota; Viridiplantae; Chlorophyta; Mamiellophyceae; Mamiellales; Mamiellaceae
Exons: 1
Coding region: 1-1992 (663 amino acids)
Source: RefSeq, a predicted model, not a curated record